GGACGCGUCUGCCGCGGAGUUGCGAAGUUGUUGCUUCUUUGAGGCCGGCUCCUCCCCAAGCCCUCGCCCCGGAGCAGUGUGUGCGGCGGAGCAAUGCACUCAAAAGGCCUCUCGUGUGUUUGUCCCUUCAGGGUGACGAUUUAGGCUGGUCGGGGGGUGCAAGCUCCUAGGACGGGAGGAGAGAGCUGGCAGAUGUCGCAAGCGAGGGAACCUCUUCCCCUGGGGCCUGACGGGCCGGCGCCUGCAGCUCCGACUGAACGCAGCCUUCUGGUCUCGCUGCCUCGCGAAAAAUGUGACAAAGUGAAUACAGCUGCAGGAGAGAGAGACAUAACACCACCUUCCAAUAACCAAAGCAUACAACCAGAGAUACAAGACCAGUCUGUCUGGGGAAAUCGCACUGAUGGUGACCUCAUCAGAACACAACCUCAACGCUUGCCUCAGCCAAAUACUUCAGCAUUGGAAAAGAGCGAGGAAGAAACUGGCAAGAUACAGAAUGGUCAUGCAGGUCUGAGUAAUGGAAAUGGAAUUCACAACGGGGUCAAACAUGUAGCUACAGAUAACAGAAAAUGUUCAGUUCCUGUUUCACAAAAAAUGCACAGAAAAAUUCAGUCCAGCUUGUCUGUCAACAGUGAUAGCAGCAAGAAAAGUAAAAUAAGCUUUGCAUAUUCUCAAAAACCAGGUUCUUCUCCUGAAGAUUGCUGUGUUCACUGUAUCCUGGCUUGCUUGUUUUGUGAGUUUCUCACCCUCUGUAAUAUUGUUCUGGGACAAGCUUCCUGUGGCAUCUGUACAUCGGAGAUCUGCUGUUGUUGCUGUGGGGAUGAAAUGGGGGAUGACUGUAACUGCCCAUGUGACAUGGAUUGUGGCAUAAUGGACACUUGUUGCGAAUCAUCAGACUGCUUGGAAAUCUGUAUGGAAUGCUGUGGGAUUUGUUUCCCAACAUGAAAUAUUUGUAUCUUUUUUUUUAUUCUGUUUAAAAACUGGAGAGCUUUUUAAAAUACUUUUGAAGAUAAAUAAGGUAAGAAUCUCACACAGCAACCUAGUAUUUGCACUGUUAACUUGCUAUGUUUAAAGAAUCUUUAGAGAAAACAAAAAACCUGUACUCUAAAAAUGUUUUAUGGUUUAGUAUGUGAAAUUCUAGUUACUUUCCAACCCUCUUUUGGCUUUGCAAAUGGGACAGUUGGCUGCAAUCAACUUAAAGGCCUGAUACAACAGGCCUUUCUUGGUUAAAAUAGCAAAGUUUUUGGCCAGAGAAAAGACUGCAAAGUAGCCUAAAUAUUUCCCCCUCACCUACUUUAAUGCUUAAAUGCUUGAAUUGUCUUCCAUACCUAACACACUUCUGCAGGAGGUCUUGAAAGCAAAAUGUGUUUAUUUCAACCUACUUUAUGGUUUGAAGUAACCUUGGCCUAUUAUAUUUUAAAGUGAAUUUAAAAUAUGCAGUGGGAAUCUACAAUUGGUCUUGGUGCAGUGGUCACAUUGAAAUGUUUGUUCUCUUUUGAAAUAUUCCAUUGGUUUGAGAGAGAUUCCCUGUGCUUAUAAGGGUGAAUACUGGUAAUAGGUGAAAUUCCAGGCAUAUUAAGUCAAUGAGAGUUUUGUCAUUGUCUUUAAGAGGGUCAGGAUUUCACCCACUGUCUUCCAAACCAGAAGAAACUUUUUAUAUGGGACGUCUGUUUCCCUUCAGUAUUAAUGUUACUUGAAAUGAUCAGUUUUAGAACAAGGUUUUGAAAGCCUAGGUAAACAUGAAACAUACCAUUUCUCAGUUGAACUAGAUAGUCAAAAUCACUCGAGUUUUUUUAAAGGAAUAUCAUCAAAAAUAACUUCAGAUUCUAAACCAACCAGUUCUUGUGGCUUUACAACCACAUUUCCUCAUUUAAUUUUCUCCCCCUCCUCUCUCACCCCCUUCCUCUGCUGUAGGAAAGACCCACACAAAUAGGGGGAAUGAGCAGUCGGAGACAAUAGUGAAACCAACUAGAUGGGAAGUACUAUCACGUGUAGAAAGUAAACUUAUGAAAUAUCUUAUUCUCAAAUAUUGGUUCUUUUAAGUGUUACUUAUAAACAGUAUGUAAAGAAUUUUGAAAUAGUUACUUUUAAGCUAACUGUGUCUCUUUAAAACAGAAGGAACUAUAGUAAUGUCUUUUAAAAACACAUAGGAUUCAAUGGGCCAAACUUUUCUCUUAUUUACACGAUGUAAAUCUAGAUUUUCUCAGUAUAAUUGAGAACAGAUUCUGGCCCAAUUUAGCUAGUGAUUACGCAAUUUCCAGAUGUUGAGACAUAAUGGUGCCCAUUUACCUUAGCAUCUGCUAGUUUCUCCCCUCAAUAUCUCUGCCUCACUUGUUCUGUUAUGUAAACUACCUGUGUAUCUUGAUCUCACAUGUUUAACUUUGCUAUCUAGACUCCAUAUUUCCUGUUUGUAGUUUGUUGGUCCUAGUUGAUUUAGGUCUCACUACAACAGUCCUUGAUGGGUAAUAUCACAUUUCCUUAAAGUGAAUUGACCCUAAAAUCGUUCUUUUCAAUGUAUACAAAUGUGACAAACUGAAAGAGCAUGGGAAUGUGAAAUUCGCUGUCAACACAUUGUUCUUACCUAGGGCCUGGUUCUGCAAACACUGACUAGUAGUGCUUACUACUGUGAGUUCUCACUGAAAAUGAUAACCUUAAAAUAGCUGUAUCCUUCACAAUUCUGUUGAACUAGGGAAGUGUUUCCUUCUGCCUUGACCUCUCCAGGAUUGUGGUAUAUUCCAGUUCAAUGCAGAUUUAUUCAGCAGGUAUCUUUAUCCAUUUUUGACAGUAACUACAGUAGCUAUUCCCAUCUGUUUUUGCUGCAUAGAUAGAUCCAGAUUCUGAUCUCACAUUAAGGUGAACCAGAUGUUUCUCCACUGUCAGCAUUUUCCAGUGGUGUAACUUCAUUAAGGAAGUGCUCAGCUGUUAUGGUAACGGACACUAUGCUAAAAAACUACAUAGUUAAAUUGAUAAAAUCACUGAGCUCAGAAUCAGGCCCAUGGGGCUCAUUUAUGACUCCUUAGAAUAUGAACCACACUGGGACGGGGGAAGAGGCAUGCUAGCUGAGUGGCAGUGCCUGGAGGUGUUUUGCCUUUGUAAGAUAUAACGCCUCUGGGGAAACUGGGGGCAUCACAGUGAGCAGUGGGACUUGCUGCACCUUCCCCCAGCACAACAUUGGUGGAUGUCACCACAGUGGUGUUGGGGAAAUGUUCUCUGGGACCACAUACCACUGAAGACCAUUAGCUGUCUCAUCCCCUAUGUUGCUUAGCAGAGCCAAAUAAGCUAUGGCUGUCCCUUGUUUUGAAUGCGCUUGUGAGUCAAGGGAGAAGGGCUUCCUAUGUCUUCUCCUUGUGCCAGAGGAGUCACAUUUUGGUUUAUAGGUUUCUGGAAAACUGAAUAUCUGCAUUAUUAAGCUUUUAGUCAAUAUUAAAUUUUAAGAAUUGUUUAGUAUUGCUCUUGAAAAUAAAUUACUAUACCACAGGCUGCUAUAGAUGGGCAAACAAUUAUGGUCUAUGCAAACUACUUUUUCAUGGUUUAAGGUUUGUUUGUUCACUUAGAUUGUUAUGCACACAAAUGUUUCUGCUUGUAGGAUACUUUUCAUUCUUUUUUCUGAAGUGUAUAGUUCCCAUAUUGUUCAACCAAAACCAAGAAGAGCUCUGUUUAUAAUUUAUAUAUAAUCAGAAUCUGGAUAUUUUAUAUAUACCUAAUUUUAAUACUUCUCUUGUGCCCACUUGAUUUGUGAAAUGUUAGGAAAUGGAAAUACUGGCAGGUUAUAGGACAUAUAAAGACUGCCAAUGAUUUGGAACUAUCAUCAGAUUAUUGCAGAUUUAAUUCUGAAAAUUUUAACUGUAUGAUUUAACAUUUAAAUCUAUUCUGCUACUCUUUGUCAUAGAAAUAUUAGCACUUUUGUAAUAUUUCUGCAGCAGAGAAUAUUAGUGAAUAGUUUAAAGAACUUCUUUUUUAUAUUUAUAUUCUUAAAAUUCUCUUUUUGUUAUGUCUGCGCUGUAGGCAAUCUUAUGAGCAUCUUGUGUA
Messenger RNA from Chelonoidis abingdonii (Abingdon island giant tortoise), 4026 nucleotides. The record is from RefSeq and is a predicted model, not a curated record. Lineage: Eukaryota; Metazoa; Chordata; Testudines; Testudinidae.